Dermacentor silvarum is the source of this 2181-nucleotide messenger RNA. Its product is annotated as neprilysin-1-like. The coding region runs from base 17 to 2164 and encodes 715 amino acids. The transcript is spliced from 2 exons. Gene Ontology annotation, molecular function: metalloendopeptidase activity. Gene Ontology annotation, cellular component: plasma membrane. The record is from RefSeq and is a predicted model, not a curated record. NCBI's taxonomy places the organism in Eukaryota, Metazoa, Arthropoda, Arachnida, Ixodida, Ixodidae. Gene Ontology annotation, biological process: protein processing.
GAAUACGGAACCCUACAUGGACGAAACUGGCCAGCGCGUGGGCCUGAUAACCAUGGUGAAGAUGCCACAGUGGACCGUGACGGCGAUGUUCGGCGCCUGCUGCGCCCUGCUGCUGGUCGUCCUGGCGGUCUACUGUGGCAUCCACCUCAUGGAUGCGCCAGUGACGGCCGAGCCGCAGCGUCAAACAUCAGGCUGCAAAAGUGCUGCGUGCGCCCAGUUUGCCACCACGCUCAAGACGAGCCUGUCGCGCACUGUCAGGCCGUGUGACGACUUCUACGGUCACGUGUGCGGCUCCUGGGACGCCCAACAAACGGACACGGUCAAAAGGGUGCUGCUGCAGCGAGUGGUUCGCGCCGUGAAUGAGCUGAACAGAAAGGUCGCAGUCACCGCACCUUCAUCACAGACAGCAGUGCAGAAAGCGGCCAUGGCAUUUCAGGCCUGUGAAGACCUGGUCGCGAAAAACCGCAGUUCCAUGGAAGCCGUGCGACACAUGCUCAUGGAAGCCGGGCUCUUCGCUCCGCCGGUCUGGACAGGCCCGCACGACAUGGUCAACGCCUCCUGCUCACUGGAAACCCGCUGGCAUAUGGCGCCUCUGAUCACCUUCAAACUCGAGAGGAAUGCCUCGUUGCUCGCCCUGGCUCCGAGUAUGUGGGCGAAGAAGCAUUUCGCUCGCAGGUCUCGUCGACUGCCGCUAGAGGCUGACUUCGACGCGCUGCACCAGUUCUUCGCGUCGAGUUACCUAGGUUCGCGUGCCGCGGUCAGCUCACAGCCUUCUAUCGACGACAUGACCUCAGCACAACUCCGAGGCCUAGACAACCGGGUUACGCUAGAGCUAGGCAGCGAGCUGCUGCAGCCCGAGGAGACCGAAGGCAGACAGCUUUAUGACCAUGCUACAGUCGGUUCUUUUGUGCCGGGAAUCGACGGGCAGGUGUGGCGGCUGCUUCUGCACGCCUGCUUGGACCACACCGGUCCCCUCGUGUACACCGUGUACCACGCAGCUUUCGUCCGAAAGGUGCUCUCCUUGCCUGCAAAAAUCGGGGCACCCGCGGCACAGCAGUAUCUAAGGUGGUACGUCAUCGAGACACUGGCAGCGAACUACCAUGGACCUUGGAUGGUCGAGGUGGCCGGAAGUCAAGAACGCGCCCUACUGAAUCAGCAAUUCAAGUGCCACCGUAUGCUGCUGAAGUACGCAGGGCGGGCGUUUGCGGCACCGUACGUGCGGAACUUCUUUACCGAAGCUGUCGAGCGGGAUCUGAGAACGCUGCAUCGCAAUCUCACUCACGCCUACGAGUUCAUUUUGCAGGCACUCAGGCCGUUUGUUCCGGCAUUCAGCUUCGGUGCUUACGACGAACGCCAUGGCCACGACAGUCAGAAGAACAGGACCAUCAACGCGGACAGAGGACCUUUCGAGAUUGUGGCGAAGUCAAGCGAUGCCUACCUCGAUGACGCAUACCAAAACUUCAGCGACAUGUCCACUGAUAGCUUUGAGAAUUGGCUCCGGCUAAAAGCGGGUUUCAGUCAUUCCGACAGAGACAAAGUGACUUUUCCCCAAGUCUACUCAAAACGGCUAGGACCAAUCUUUUAUGAAUUGGUCGACAACGGUGACGAUGGCGGCGCGGACUUUCGCUUGCUUCCUGACGUGAUCGCUGUUCCUUUUUACCACUCUGAUGCACCACUCGUUUUUAAGCUCGGAGGCCUGGCAUCGUUGAUGUCUUCCGCGCUGCUUGCCCUGGUGGUGGACAAAGGCUUCAUUGAUCGGGGAAACGUGUCGUGGGCGGGACAGGCCUACAGCCAGAGCCGUCCUGUCAGCGAAUGUGCCCGGCGCGUCGUUCAAGCACUGGAGCAAGAGUCCCAGGCCACGACCCGCCUGCUGGAAGUGGCAGCCCUCCGGCACGUCCUUGAGACGCAAGAGCGGGGAGAAGCCGUGGCGGCCUUCUUAGCGGAUGUGCCCCAGCUGUCCGGUCCUCAGCUGCAAUACGCCGUCUGGUGCUACCUGGAGUGCGGCGACGCGCGAGGCCGCCAUCGGUGCAACGCACCACUCUGGGACCAUCCGUCGUUCGCCGAAGUUUUCACAUGUCCGGCCGCGGCACCCAUGAGGAAAGCAGCCACCUGCGCAGCUACUCUGCUUGCUGAACGCUUGUACGACUACAAGAGACAAGCUUAACUGAUACGCUGUUUCAU